AUGUACUUCCUGUACGGGCUUCUCGAGAGUACGGGGCCUCUCAAGGCUGUCGGACAGAGGCCGUGGGCGAGUGGGCAGGGGGCCUUGGCCCCGUACUCCCAGCUAGUUUUGAUGCCCACUAUAAGCUAUAGCAAUAUCUUCGAUCUAGUUACCUUGCCACACCGCACCACACCAUAUCAUGCCACACACCUGCCAAUCACUCCGGGUGGCAAUUCUAUUUCUGCCUGUGAGCUGACGUGCAUCCUAAUUGGUGCCCUGGCCAGACCCGUCGUCCCCGCCGGGCAGAGCAUGAAGGAGGGUCGCUGGGACAGGAAGCUCUACAGCGGCACGGAGCUCUACGGCAAGACCCUGGCCGUCCUGGGCCUGGGCCGCAUCGGACGCGAGGUGGCCAUCCGCAUGAAGACGUGGGGCAUGAAGAUAAUUGGCUACGAUCCCAUCACCACGGAGGCGGAGGCCAAGGCUGUGGGGAUUCAGAAGCUCUCCCUGGAGGAGAUCUGGCCACUAGCCGACUAUAUAACGGUGCACACGCCUCUGAUUCCAGCCACCAGAAAUCUCAUCUCCACGGAGACUCUGGCCAAGUGCAAGAAGGGCGUCAAGGUCGUGAACGUGGCUCGGGGCGGCAUCAUAGAUGAGCAGGCCAUCAUCGACGCCCUUGAGAGUGGUCAAGUGGCCGGGGCCGCCUUCGACGUGGUGGCCACGCCCCAUUUGGGAGCCAGCACAGCGGAGGCGCAAGUGCGUGUUGCCGUCGAGGUGGCAGAGCAGUUCAUCGCCCUCAAUGGCACAUCCCCGAAGUACACGAGCACCGCGGGCGUUAUCAACAAGGAGGCCCUCGCCCAUUAUCAGUAG
Drosophila miranda is the source of this 846-nucleotide messenger RNA. RefSeq names its product D-3-phosphoglycerate dehydrogenase-like. The record is from RefSeq and is a predicted model, not a curated record. NCBI's taxonomy places the organism in Eukaryota, Metazoa, Arthropoda, Insecta, Diptera, Drosophilidae. The transcript has 5 exons. Bases 1 to 846 code for a protein of 281 amino acids. Gene Ontology annotation, molecular function: phosphoglycerate dehydrogenase activity; NAD binding.